AUGGCGAUGGCUGCUGCAAUCCGACGCGAAGGGAAGCGUUUGGCUCCUCUCAUGUCUUCUCAACCAAUCAACAACACUCUCCGAUCCACCAUCGUCUCUCCGUUAGACCAAUCUUCAAUUGGAGGAGCUCGUUCAAUUUCCACUCAAAUUGUGAGAAAUCGGAUGAAGAGUGUGAAGAAUAUCCAGAAAAUCACUAAGGCAAUGAAGAUGGUUGCUGCAUCCAAACUAAGAGCUGUUCAAACUAGGGCUGAAAAUUCACGUGGUUUGUGGCAGCCAUUUACGGCUCUUCUCGGCGAUGCUAUAGCGGUUGAUGUCAAGAAGAAUGUUGUUAUUACUGUUUCUUCAGACAAAGGUCUUUGUGGUGGAAUCAACUCCACCUCUGUAAAGAUAAGCAGAGUGUUGAGCAAGUUGAAUUCUGGACCUGAUAAAGAGACCAAGUACGUCAUAUUGGGAGAGAAGGCUAAGGCUCAGUUGAUUCGUGACUCAAAGAAAGACAUUGUACUCAGCUUGACUGAGCUGCAAAAGAAUCCUCUGAAUUAUACUCAGGUGUCUGUCUUGGCUGAUGACAUUUUGAAGAAUGUGGAGUAUGAUGCACUUAGGGUUGUUUUCAAUAAGUUUCAUUCGGUUGUGCAAUUUAUACCAACAGUGUCAACUGUACUAUCCCCUGAGAUUGUUGAAAGAGAGGCUGAAGCUGGAGGAACACUCGGUGAACUGGAUUCCUAUGAGAUUGAAGGGGGUGAGACAAAAUCAGAAGUUCUUCAGAAUCUGUCCGAGUUCCAGUUUUCUUGUGUCAUGUUCAAUGCAGUGUUGGAGAAUGCCUGCAGUGAGCAAGGAGCAAGGAUGUCUGCCAUGGACAGCUCUAGCAGGAAUGCUGGGGAUAUGCUUGAUCGUCUGACCCUCACUUAUAACAGAACUCGUCAAGCAUCAAUCACCACCGAAUUGAUUGAGAUUAUCUCUGGAGCAUCAGCAUUGACUGGUUAA
Lathyrus sativus (Indian pea) is the source of this 981-nucleotide messenger RNA. The record is from the annotation of a GenBank genome assembly. NCBI's taxonomy places the organism in Eukaryota, Viridiplantae, Streptophyta, Magnoliopsida, Fabales, Fabaceae.